CGACAGUGCCACCCCACCCCACCUUCCCUUUCCCUCCCCUACUCCACCUGCAACAUCCCAACCCAUCCCCACCCACCGCCCUCGCACUCUCACUCCCCCCUCCCCGCUCCACCCAAAUCUCGCCCCAGAUCCAGCCCGCCCGCCCGCCAUGUCCUCCUCCGACCAGGAGGACCACGACGAGGACGCCCCCCUCUUCCGCCACCCAACCCGCCCCUCCGCCGUCGGCGAGGUGCCCGUCUCGCAGUCGCUCAUCAAGGCGGCCAGCAACGUCUGCUUCUCCUUCUUCGUGCUCGCCGUGCUCGCCGUCACCGUCGUCGCCGUCACCUACCAGCCGCCCGACCCCUGGCUCCAGUCCUCCGCCGCCAUCACCACCUCCCUCGCCCGCGUCCUCCCCAACUCCUCCUUCCUCCUCCCCGACGACUCGCUCCUCCCCACCGGCGAGGACUUCCCCUCCCCCUCCACCGCCCCCGGCGCCGCCGCCGCCGCCCAGCGCGACUCCGCCGACCAGGCCGCCACCUCCACCGCGAACAACGCCAACGCCACCGCGGGGGCCUGCGACCCGGACGCGCCGCUCAACUGCACCGACCCGCGCGUGCUCGCCGCCGUCAAGGCCUUCAACGCCAAGGCCUUCUUCCGCAAGUCCAUCGUCUUCCUCAGCUACGAGGCGCCCGUGCCCGGCCCCAAGCCCGGCCAGUGCGACGUGGCCUGGCGCUUCCGGAACCGCCGCGAGAAGUCCUGGCGCCGGUACAGGGACUACCGCCGCUUCGAGCUCACCCCCGGCGAUGGGUGCGCGCUCGACGUCACCAAGGUCGGCAAGUUCAGGUCGGGGAAGAACGCAGCCCGCCCGCCCCGCCCCAAGGGUCCCAAGAAGCCGCGCGUCGCGCCGCCGCCGGUGGACGCGGAGAUCAACGACACGAUCCCCCUCGUCGGGUCGGAGGCAGAGUUCAGGAGGGGCAAGUACCUCUACUACAUGAGAGGCGGUGACCACUGCAAGAGCAUGAACCAGUUCAUUUGGAGCUUCCUGUGUGGGCUCGGCGAGGCCAAGUUCCUCAACCGGACGUUUGUCAUGGAUUUGAACAUGUGCUUGUCCGGGGCUCACACCGCAGACGGCAAGGACGUGGAUGGCAAGGACUUUAGGUACUAUUUUGAUUUCGAGCACCUCAAGGAGUCGGUGUCUCUGGUGGAGAAAGGGGAUUUCUUGAAGGAUUGGCGGCGCUGGGACAAGAAGAAGGGUCCUGGCCGGAUCUCCGUGCGCAAGGUGCCUACAUACAAGGUGACACCGAUGCAGCUGAAGAAGGACAAGAGCAACAUCAUUUGGAGGCAGUUUGAUGGGCAUGAGCCUGAGAACUACUGGUACAGGGUCUGCGAGGGGCGAGCUGCCAAGGUCAUCCAGAGGCCUUGGUAUGCUAUUUGGAAGUCCAAGAGGCUGAUGAACAUUGUAACUGAGAUUGCAGGCAGGAUGGAUUGGGACUACGAUGGUUUGCAUGUGGUCCGAGGGUGGAAGGCGAUGAACAAGAAGAUGUAUCCCAACUUGGAUGCGGACACAUCACCCGACGCGAUCGUAGAUAAGGUCACCAAGCUUAUCAAGCCGUGGCGGAACCUUUACAUCGCAACCAACGAGCCAUUUUACAACUACUUUGACAAGCUCAGGUCACACUACCAUGUGCAUUUGCUUGAUGAUUAUAAGGAGCUUUGGUCGAAUACGAGCGAGUGGCACAAUGAGACGACAGCGAUCAAUAAUGGGAAGUAUGUGCCGUUCGAUGCCUACAUGAAGGUGAUUGUGGACACUGAGGUAUUCUACAGAUCAAAGGCAAAGGUUGAAACGUUUAACAACCUGACGAGAGAUUGCAAAGAUGGAAUCAACACGUGCAAUUUGUGACACAUGAGUUCAUGCUGUGAUAACUAUUGGUGUCCAUAUACUCUCCCACAGGCUGGGCGGCUGGCGCAAUGGAACUCAGGCGAACUUCAUCCAGGGUUUGUCAUUAGGCAUACCAUCUUGAUGCCGCCUGUCAUUUAUUGCAUUACAUGUUCAUCUAAAUUAUGUGCCCUCCAUUCUUUUUGUAUAAUGUAUAACUGUGCUCAAACCUCCCUAAACAAAAUAGUUACUCCUAGUGAGCCUUUUGCAGUAUCUCUACUUCAUAGUGGCCGGCCUUUUGCAGUAUCUCUGCUCUCUGAGUGCCCAUUAGUUAGCUUGGAGACUUCUCAUUUCUUGUAUGUUUCCAUAUGUGUAUUGCUAAAUGUUCCCGAGUUGGAAACAAUAUUUCAGAAACUUGCACCAUUUA
Molecule: messenger RNA, 2282 nt
Organism: Hordeum vulgare subsp. vulgare (domesticated barley)
Lineage: Eukaryota; Viridiplantae; Streptophyta; Magnoliopsida; Poales; Poaceae
Exons: 1
Coding region: 149-1879 (576 amino acids)
Cellular component (GO): Golgi apparatus
Source: RefSeq, a predicted model, not a curated record